AUGCGCAUGCAAGGCGAUCCUGCCGAUAUCAUAAUGCGUAAUCUGCACGUCACAUGGAACGUUGAUCUUACCGCUUACUUGCUCUCCGGUAAUUGCUCACGCAAACUGUCCCUCUAAGCGCACUAAGGUGUGGUGGGCGGAACGCCGGGGUUCAGAGGUGCGGGGCAACCGAAUCCGUCCGUGUCACUUGCCCCCCGGACACGGCAGCCCGCAGCCCCGCGCCAACGCAACUUCCCCCGGUCAACACUCAGCUUUCCGAACAACGUGGCCUGCUACCGUGUCCUCCGGGCGCCGUUUCCUUGACUUCUCCAGAUAGAUCUCACACCAGGCGUCGUGGUCUUUUGUCUCUGUCACUACGACAAAUACCAGCUCGGUCCGUCAUUGUAGACGUCUGGCUCGAAUCUCCCAAGAGCACAUCUACUCCUUUCUCCUGAACCCGUUGCUACAGACACCAUGGCCGCUACUCUGGAUGCCGUCCUCGCCAAGUAUACCGCCUCCAGCGACGACACAAACGACAAACUGCUAGGCGCCUCAUUCAUCAUCAUCAACAAAGAUGAGACCCUAUACAGCAACGCGGCAGGCCGCAUUGACUUUCCCAACGAGGCCCGCCCCUGGGACCUCGAAACGUUCACCUAUGUCGCAUCACUCACCAAGGCCAUCACCUCCACCGCCGUCAUGCAGCUCGUCGAGCAAAGCCGCCUACGUCUCGACGACGACAUGCGCAAGAUCGUGCCCGAGCUAGGAGACAUGCAGAUCCUCCGCGGCUUCGACGGAAACGAGAAGCCUAUUCUGGAGGACAACACCGCGCCCAUCACACUCAGGAUGCUUCUAACCCACACCGUCGGCCUGGGCUACGACUUGAUGCCAGACCUCCUAAAAUGGUCCAAAUCCAUCGGCCGCACCGUGACAAACCUCUCUGGCACACUCGAAGGCUUCAAAACGCCCCUGUUCUUCGUCCCGGGGGAAGGGUGGUACUACGGUACGGCCAUCGACUGGGCAGGCCAAGCCCUGGAGCGCGUCACGGGCACCACCCUAGGCACCUACCUCGCCGAGCACGUCUUUGAUCCGCUCGGCAUGAAGGACACGGGCUUCUGGCCGGAAAAGAUGCCCCACGUCGCCGAGCGUACCGCCGCGUUCCAAAUCCGUGGCAGCGACGGAUCGUCGCUCGUUCCGGGGUCUAGUCCGCGCAACGUGAGUCCCAACGCCGUUGACAGCGGCGGCGCGGGGCUUUGGACUACGGCAAAAGACUACAGCAUCUUCCUCUCCGCAAUGCUGAAUAACACACUUGUGAAGAAGGAGACGGCAGACGAGAUGUUCCGGCCGCAGCUUGACGAGCGACAGGCGAGACAAUUCGAGAAGCUCACGGCUGAGUGGGGCGGUUCGUUGGCGGUGGAAUUCGAUCUGGAUAUGGAGCUUAAUCACGGGCUGGUUGGGUGUAUCAACAUGCGUGACGUGCCGGGGAAGCGCAAGAAGGGGAGCUUGCAGUGGAGUGGCAUGUGUAACAGUCAUUGGUGGUUGGAUCGUGAGACGGGUGUUGCUGGAGUUCUUCUUGUCCAGUCGCAGCCUCAUGCUGAUCCGGUGGUGACGAGGUUGUAUAAUGAUCUGGAGAGGGCUGUUUAUGGAGAGCUUCUCAAGACUGCGUAGGCUUGUAUUGCCAUGUGGACAACCAGGGUUGUGUGCGCGCGCGCGAGGACACAAUGCCAACGGUACCUCUGAUUCAUGUUAUGAGGCAGCCUCGUCAGGCAUCUCCAUAGACUCGAGUACAUUCUCCAAAACCUUCCUGCACUGCCUCCUAUAGCGAUACGCCAUGAUCUGGUUCCUCGUCGCCUCCGCCUCCUCCAUCUCAAACUCGGACUGAUCAAGCCGUUCAAGCUCCUGCAGCACCUUGUGCUGGAUAAUACCGAUGGUCUGGAACAGCAAAGGCUGCGUGGCCGCAGGAACCCGCCCAGUCAAUAUCAUCCUCAGCCUCUCCAGGUCUGCUUUGCUUCCAUCAUCGUCACCACCACCACCACCACCACCACCCUCCUCCGGCACCGGAAU
This is a messenger RNA of Colletotrichum phormii, 2040 nucleotides long. Its product is annotated as beta-lactamase. The transcript has 3 exons. Bases 454 to 1644 code for a protein of 396 amino acids. NCBI's taxonomy places the organism in Eukaryota, Fungi, Ascomycota, Sordariomycetes, Glomerellales, Glomerellaceae. The record is from RefSeq and is a predicted model, not a curated record.